This is a messenger RNA of Aphanomyces invadans, 2036 nucleotides long. RefSeq lists its product as hypothetical. Gene Ontology annotation, cellular component: U4/U6 x U5 tri-snRNP complex. The transcript has 3 exons. Bases 37 to 1851 code for a protein of 604 amino acids. NCBI's taxonomy places the organism in Eukaryota, Oomycota, Saprolegniomycetes, Saprolegniales, Verrucalvaceae. The record is from RefSeq and is a predicted model, not a curated record. Gene Ontology annotation, biological process: mRNA splicing, via spliceosome.
GUGCGAUCUUUCCACACCGACCGACAGGACCACCGCAUGAUGGAGGACAAACCUCGCAAGAAGCGGAGUCGGUUCAGUGAGGCCGAACCAGCAGAAGGUGAAAUUCCUGCGGCACUAUCUACCUUGAAUGCUGGAGAGGUGCCCAAGAAGCCCAGGAUCGACCCGGCAGCGCUCGCGAAAGCGGCAGCAGCCGCCAUCUCGAAGCAGUUGCCGAAACACAUUGGCGCACCGCUCACCGCCCACGACAAAGAAAAAGCGCGUGAAGCGGCUGAAAAGGAGGCUCGCAUACAACAAAUAUUAAAGUCCACACGAGAACAAAUCAGCCAGGUGCAGAAUUUGUGGACAGGGUAUGAGAAGAAGUCCUUCAUGCCGGCACCGUUGCUGUUGGAUGAACAAGGCCGCCAUAUCGACGCGGACGGCAACGUUAUCGAGUCUACUGUCGCUACACACGCCACGAUAAAAGCCAACAUUAGUGUGGCCGAUGCUCAGAAAGAAGCCCCGCAGGCGGUGAACCCGUACUUAUCUUUCCGGUCCAUUGACAAGGACGACCGCGUGGACUCAGUGGAUCCCCGUCUUAAGACGAAAAAGCGAGAAACACGAGGUGCCAAGAACUUCAAUUUCGUUAAACAAGGUACGUUCGUUAAACAAGGCGAACAAAUGCGCGCAAAGGAAGCCAAGAAAAUGCUCGCGGGGUUCUCGUCCGGGCGGAAUCCGAACGCGUACGUCAAGGAGACUGUGGCCGACAUUCCGGAUGCCGCCGGGCCGACGGGUGAUGGCGACGCUACCACGCCAGCGAUUGUAGACGUCCCGAUGAAACCCGAUGCACCCGUGCCGGAAAUCGAGUGGUGGGACAUUAUCUUUCUCCCCAAGGACAAGCAAGACUUGGUCGACAAGCACGGGUUUACCAAAGCCAUCGGCCGCACGAGCGUCCUCGAUUACCUCGUCGAUUUGCGGCUGAAGCACGCGGGCACGUCACACUUGAUCGAACACCCGGCUCGCAUUAAAACAACACGCAAAGAACAGAUCGUGACUCUGCCGAUCAUGCUCACCAAGGCCGAACGAAAGCGUAUCCGCCGCACGACGCGUGCUGAGCGGCUCAAGGAGACCCAAGACAAGAUUGCGCUCGGGUUGUUACCCCCGCCAGAGCCCAAGGUAAAGCUGGCCAACAUGAUGCGCGUACUGCAAGACCAGGCCGUGGCCGACCCGUCCGCCGUGGAACGCAAAGUCCGGGCGCAGGUGGCGCAGCGAGAACUCAACCACGAGAUGCGUAACUUGGCACGGAAGCUGACACCAGAGGAACGACGAGAAAAAACCCUGGCCAAACUCAAGAAGGAUGCAGCUGGGGACAUUUGCGUUGCCGUUUUCAAAGUGCCGACGCUCGAGCAUCCCCAGCACAAGUUUAAAGUCGAUGUGAAUGCCCAGCAGCUGCAGUUAACCGGCGCCGUACUCACGGUGACCGACAAUGCGGCGCUAAAUCUGGUUGUGGUUGAGGGAGGUCCGAAGGGCAUCAAGGCAUACGUGAAGCUCAUGUGCCGUCGGAUCGAUUGGUCUCUCAAGCCAGCCAAAGAAGAGAAUGCUGAGGAUGAAGAUGGCGAAGACGGAGGGAACAACGAAAAAGAUGUGGACAACGACGGCGAAGCAGAUGAGGCCGGCAAGAAGAAGGCCAAGUGCUACUUGGUUUGGCAGGGGGUCGUCGCCAAACGCGCGUUUUCCAACUUUCGAUUCCAGGAGUGCCGGAAUGCAAUCACGGCACGCAAAGUCCUCGAAACAAAGCACGUCGAGCAGUACUGGGACAUGGUCGAGUCGUACAACCCCAAGCUGGAUGGCUCUCUCGAUGACGAUAAUGAAUGACAAAGCGACUACAUGCUUGGGGGGUAAAUUUUUCCAACUUUAGUUGAAUUGUGACAUUUUACCAGAGUUCGUACACGACUGUAUUAAUAUUUUGGUUUGUCGAUGUCAUUCUUCUAUUAGUAGAACUAUGUGAAGGCUCCAAAUUAAAAAAAACGAGUGUGAUUGAAUAAAUAUUUUUAUAGCCA